This is a messenger RNA of Aspergillus nidulans FGSC A4, 291 nucleotides long. RefSeq lists its product as uncharacterized. Gene Ontology annotation, molecular function: ATP binding; nucleotide binding. The record is from RefSeq and is a predicted model, not a curated record. Bases 1 to 291 code for a protein of 96 amino acids. The transcript has 2 exons. Lineage: Eukaryota; Fungi; Ascomycota; Eurotiomycetes; Eurotiales; Aspergillaceae.
AUGUCUGACUUACAAGUACAGGGACGGAAAGUCUUUAAGGUCUUCAAUCAGGACUUCAUUGUUGAUGACCGUUAUACUGUCACCAAGGAGCUGGGUCAAGGUGCUUAUGGCAUUGUUUGCGCCGCUACGAAUGUCCAGACGGGGGAGGGCGUUGCCAUCAAAAAGGUAACCAACGUCUUCAGCAAGAAGAUUUUGGCCAAGCGCGCCCUUAGGGAGAUCAAGCUGCUCCAACACUUCAGAGGCCACCGCAAUGUAUGUCGUAUCAGCGCCUUUUGCAUACGGGACAAAUGA